UCUUCACUUGUUUUCCCCACACAAGUUUCUUCACUACUCACACAUAAAAAAGAAAAAAACAAGGCAACAGAAAUGGAAUUCUCCCCCUCUGUGUUUUUCCUAUCAUUUGCUUCCAUUCUAUUGCUUGUAGGAGGACUUCUCUUCAAGUCCCUCCUCAAAUUCUUUGCUUCUGAUCGCCCCCAGAGUUUGCCACUCCCUCCCGGCACCAUGGGAUGGCCUUAUAUGGGUGAAACAUUCCAACUCUACUCUCAAGACCCCAAUGUCUUCUUUGCCUCUAAGAGAAAGAGGUAUGGCUCUAUCUUCAAGACCCACAUCUUGGGCUGUCCCUGUGUCAUGAUAUCCAGCCCUGAAGCUGCAAAAUUUGUCCUUGUAACCAAAUCCCAUCUCUUCAAGCCAACAUUUCCGGCUAGUAAAGAAAGGAUGUUAGGCAAAGAAGCCAUAUUCUUUCACCAGGGAGCCUACCACAUGAAAUUGAGAAAGCUUGUUCUUCGUGCUUUCUUGCCUGAAGCAAUAAAAAACAUCGUCCCUGAUAUUCAAAACAUUGCCAAGGACUCUCUUCAAUAUUGGGAAGGAAGAUUAAUUAACACUUUCCAAGAAAUGAAAUCAUACACAUUCAAUGUUGCAUUACUUUCAAUAUUUGGGAAGGAUGAAGUUCUAUAUAGAGAAGAUCUUAAGAGGUGCUACUACAUUCUCGAGAAGGGAUACAAUUCAAUGCCCAUUAACCUCCCAGGAACACUCUUCAACAAAUCAAUGAAAGCAAGAAAAGAGCUGGCUAGGAUCUUGGCUAAAAUCUUGUCCACAAGGAGGCAAAUGAAGCUUGAUCACAAUGACUUACUUGGAUCUUUCAUGGGUGACAAGGAAGGUCUCACUGACGAUCAAAUUGCCGACAACAUCAUUGGAGUAAUCUUUGCUGCUCGUGACACCACAGCUAGUGUUUUGACAUGGAUUCUUAAAUACCUUGGAGAGAAUCCAAGUGUUCUUCAAGCUGUCACUGAAGAGCAGGAGGCCAUAAUGAGGAGUGAAGAAAAGGGUGAUGAGGAGAAGCUCCUUACAUGGGCAGAUACCAAGAAGAUGCCGAUAACUUCAAGGGUCAUUCAAGAAACUCUAAGAGUUGCCUCGAUUUUAUCUUUUACCUUCAGAGAGGCGGUGGAGGAUGUUGAAUAUGAAGGAUAUUUGAUCCCUAAGGGUUGGAAAGUCUUGCCACUUUUCAGAAACAUUCACCACAGCCCAGAACUGUUUCCAGAUCCUGAGAAGUUCGAUCCUUCAAGAUUUGAGGUUGCACCGAAGCCCAAUACAUUUAUGCCAUUUGGGAAUGGGACCCACUCAUGUCCUGGGAACGAGCUAGCCAAGGUGGAGAUUUUGGUGCUACUCCAUCACCUAACCACCAAGUACAGGUGGUCUAUUGUGGGUGCAAAUAAUGGGAUUCAGUACGGCCCUUUUGCCCUUCCCCAGAAUGGUUUGCCCAUCAUUUUAUCCCACAAGUCAUAGCAGAAUGAAUGGGGGAGAGAGAGAGAGCUCUCUUCCAAUACUACUAGGGCUACUACUACAGUACUACUAGCUAGCUAGCUAGAGCAUCAUCAUCUUCAGUUAGCUUGAUGCUCUCUACUUCCAUCAGAAGAUUGAUGGAGUGGGAGAGAAAGGGCUGGUCUUCGAAGGGAAGACCACUGUUUGACAUCAAGAGAUAUGACACACCUCCCAUGGACGGAAGAGUUAGUUUAAGAUUGGUAUACAGAAAGGGAACCCCAAGUGUACAGAAGAGUCUAGAAAGAAAAACUCAUUGCAAUCUACAUAUAGAUAUUAUCUUCAAUUAUUAUUAUUAUAUUUUUAUUUGUUUUUUUCUUGAUUUUUGGAGAAGAAACAAGGGAGUGCAUGGUAUCCGCAAGAGGGUGUUAAUACCCCCAAAUCGGGGAGUAUUUUGUAUCUAAAGCAAGGUUUAAUUAGAUUGCCGCAAGGCAGAAAUGAAGGGAAAUUCCAAAUUUCAUUCUCUUUAA
This is a messenger RNA of Populus trichocarpa (black cottonwood), 1991 nucleotides long. RefSeq names its product abscisic acid 8'-hydroxylase CYP707A2. Gene Ontology annotation, molecular function: iron ion binding; heme binding; (+)-abscisic acid 8'-hydroxylase activity. The transcript is spliced from 6 exons. Lineage: Eukaryota; Viridiplantae; Streptophyta; Magnoliopsida; Malpighiales; Salicaceae. The record is from RefSeq and is a predicted model, not a curated record. Gene Ontology annotation, biological process: sterol metabolic process; abscisic acid metabolic process. Bases 73 to 1488 code for a protein of 471 amino acids.